AUGUGUGGCGGUGCUAUAAUUUCUGAUUUCAUCUGGUCCAAAUCUUCGUUUGCUGAGGCAGAGCUUGAGUCAGACCCGAGUCAACUCGGUCGUAGCGGUUGUGUCUCCAUCGAGAAGCGUAAACCCGUCUCAGUUGGUGGGCAAAAGGACAAGAAACAAAAGAGACAGAGGAAGAAUCUUUAUAGAGGGAUAAGAAAAAGGCCAUGGGGCAAAUGGGCAGCUGAGAUUCGUGACCCGAGGAAAGGUGUUCGUGUCUGGCUUGGCACAUUCAAAACCUCUGAGGAAGCUGCUCGAGCCUACGACGUUGCAGCCAUUAAAAUCCGUGGCGGAAAAGCCAAACUGAAUUUCCCCAACGAAGACAUUAAUUUGACAUCUGACUCGACCAGGAAUGGCCUCGACGCUAAAGUAGGUAAUGAUCUGAGCGAUGCUUGUUGCGAGUGUCCUAAACAGAAUUGGAAUGAGAAUGAAAACGAUGUGGAGAGAUUGUCGGAGGAGCUUAUGGCGUUGGAAGAUUACAUGAGAUUCUAUCAGAUUCCGUAUCUUGACGACUCUGUUCCUCAAGUAAGCUUCAUUGGAAAUCUUUGGAGCUUCUAA
Molecule: messenger RNA, 594 nt
Organism: Arabis nemorensis
Lineage: Eukaryota; Viridiplantae; Streptophyta; Magnoliopsida; Brassicales; Brassicaceae
Source: the annotation of a GenBank genome assembly